AAGAAGAAACAUUUCCGUUUCAGUCGAGUAGUAUUGGUCGUACAGCAUACUACUUUGUGCAGUCGUUAAUCGUUAUUAUUUACAUUAUACAAUAUUAUAUUAUAAUAUACAAUAACAGUUUCAAACAAUCUAACCACAACCAACAACAGCUUGUUUUCCAUUAAAUCUUGUUUUGAAAACCUAAAAUGACUUACAAACUUACUUAUUUCAACAUCAGAGGUAAAGCCGAACCCAUCAGGUUCAUUUUGGCAUACUCGGGAAUCGACUAUGAAGACAACCGCAUAGAUCCUUCAACGUGGCUAAGUUUAAAACCAAAUGCGCCAUUUGGUCAAUUGCCACUCUUGGAAAUCGACGGAAAAGUGUUAAAUCAGUCUAUGGCAAUAUGUCGUUAUUUGGCCAAAAAAGCAGGAUUGUUAGGCAGCGAUGAUUGGGAAUCGUUGUUGGUGGAUAUUGCGGUUGACAACAUUGGUGACUUCUUACAAGAUUUUAGAGUACAUUGGCUCCCUGACACUGAUCCAUCAAAAGCUACAAAGUACAAUACCCUUAUAAACGAAUCUAUUCCUUUCUACAUUGACAAGUUUGAACAGAUCGUCAAAAACAACAAUGGUUACUUUGUGAACGGAAAGUUGACUUGGCCUGAUUUAUUCUUUGUUUCGCUUCUGGAUACGCUGAAAUUUGUAGCAAAAAAAGAUUUUCUCGAAGAUAAACCUAACUUAAACGCUCUCGUGGACAAAGUUUUAAGUUUGCCUCGAAUUAAAACGUGGACAGAGAAAAGACCGAAAACAGAUUGUUAAAUACUUAAAUGUAAUAUAUCUGUUUUUGUUUUGAAUUAAUUUUUACUUCAAAAUGAAUUAUUUCACAUUGACAAGAUAGUUUUUUUGAAUAUAAAAAUAAAAUUAAACAAUUUAUAUUAAUUCUAAGACCAGUUCUGAAUUUAGCACCGUAUUAAUAAAACAAUAGUGAUAUUAAUAAAACGAUUGUCUAAAAUACAUUUUUUUUAAAUAUUCAAAUAUACAAGACACGCUGAAAAUAGCACAAAA
Molecule: messenger RNA, 1040 nt
Organism: Adelges cooleyi (spruce gall adelgid)
Lineage: Eukaryota; Metazoa; Arthropoda; Insecta; Hemiptera; Adelgidae
Product: glutathione S-transferase-like
Exons: 4
Coding region: 186-794 (202 amino acids)
Biological process (GO): glutathione metabolic process
Molecular function (GO): glutathione transferase activity
Source: RefSeq, a predicted model, not a curated record